Aureobasidium vineae is the source of this 1098-nucleotide messenger RNA. Lineage: Eukaryota; Fungi; Ascomycota; Dothideomycetes; Dothideales; Saccotheciaceae. The record is from the annotation of a GenBank genome assembly.
AUGACUGGAUUCUUCGGCGUGCUCGCUAUUUCCUACGUCUUCUUUAUGCCAUACUUCAAAAGGCGAUUGGUCAUGAAAGACGCUCGAGUCAAAGCAUGGCAUAUCCCUCUUGGUCCACUUCUCCUGAGAGACAACCCUCCCCUGUACUUUCCCGGCAAGGCUGACGGUGAGUACAUCGGAGAGUACCAAUCACGAGGAAAAUCGUUCAACGACACACUCGAAGCGAGUCCAGAGAUUAAAGGAAACAGCCCUCUGUCCCUACAGGAACAAAGUCCAGAAAGAGUUGCACCGAUAUUCGAAGACUCUUCUUCUGUCGAAAAAGGUCCACAACAGAGUCACACUGGCAUGCACAAACGACACAUUGGCCCCCACGAACGUUUCUUGGAACCGAACAAGCAUCUCUCCAUCGCAAAUCCGCAACGUCUGUGGGGAUAUGUCAAGUUUGGACUUCUUCAAGGCGUUACGCGCGAUGUCACUACCCAUGACACUGUGGCUAUGCGCGCCAUCCAUGCAAGAGCAAAUAAAUACGAUCCGAGAGUUGAGCAUCUCUGGACCUAUUGUCAGGUCGCUUCUGCCAUGAUGAUGAGUAUCGCGCACGGCUCCAAUGAUGUAGCCAACGCCGUAGGUCCCUGGGCUGCUGUAUACCAAACCUAUCAAGCAGGAGAAGUGGCAACCCGAUCUCCCACUCCUGUGUGGUUUCUGGUCGUUGCUGGCUUUCUCCUUGGCGCAGGUUUCUGGUUCUAUGGUAAGUUUGUACUCCCCUCUCAAAGUACCCCACUAACCCUCUUACCACAAGGCUUCAAAAUCAUACGCGCCAUGGGCAACAAAAUCACUCAAAUGUCUCCGAGCCGUGGCUUUGCUGUUGAACUAGGCGCAGCAGUUACUGUGUUGCUCGCCUCAAGAUUGGGCCUUCCGGUAUCCACGACGCAGUGUUUGACUGGCGCAGUCAUGGGAGUUGCUCUCAUGAAUUAUGAUUUGAAAGCGGUCAAUUGGAAACAGUUGUGCUUUAUCUUUAUGGGGUGGGUGUUGACGCUGCCGUGUGCUGGGCUCAUUGCUGGGUUGUUGUGUUUGAUGGCGUUGAACACGCCGCAUUUUUGA